AUGAGCGGCAGGCUCGUCGCGGGCCGCCUUUCCACCAUCGCACGCCGCUCACCGCUGCUCACUCCGCGCUUCUACACGACACACUCGCUGCCCGCCGGUGGCCUCCUCCGCAACCAAGCCGGCCUACGCCUGGUGAAGCGACGACCAUGGCCGCUGGGUAGCUACUCGCUGCACAACAUCCCCGCUACACGCUCCAUCUCCUUUGCGCGCGUCAUACCGAAGCUCGUGGGCAAGUUUGCGACUGUAGGCGCCGCUGCAGGAGGGGCUGUCGUUGCAGGCGUCUCAUAUAUCCAGUACCAAGCUGGCCAGGCGGGAACAUUCGCACUCGACCUCUUCCACCGAACCAAAGACGGCGCGACCGAAUUUGCGGGCGGCGCACUCAGCACGGCAAAUGGCUUCUUCGACCAGCUAGAAAAGGGCUUCAAGUCGACCAAGGACGAAUUCGAGGGCGUGCAAUACCCGGAAUGGCUACAGCGCCUACUCGCCAAGGACGAAUCUGGUGGUGGUGGCAGUAACGGUGGCGGCAGAGGCCCAGAAGAACCCAAGCAGAGCGGUGCUGGAUCUGCUGCUGCCGGUGCAUCAACAGCGGCGGCGUUCGGAUAUGCCCAGGAAGAUGACGAAGACAGACCACAGGCGGAGAAGAUCGCACGAGACGAGCAAAUGAUGAUGCUCACCAAGAAGAUGAUUGAGAUACGCGGGCUUCUGCAGACUGUUGGACAGUCCGAUUCGCUCACGCUGCCCUCCAUCGUUGUCAUCGGAUCGCAAUCGUCCGGAAAGAGUUCGGUCUUGGAAGCCAUCGUGGGCCACGAGUUCCUGCCGAAAGGACACAACAUGGUAACGCGGCGACCCAUUGAGCUCACACUCGUCAACACACCAGAUGCGCACGCAGAGUACUGCGAAUUCCCUGCUCUCGGCUUGGGAAAGGUCACAGAUUUCAGCCAGGUGCAGAAGACGUUGACAGACCUGAACCUGGCUGUGCCAGCGAGCGAUUGCGUCUCCGAUGACCCUAUCCAACUGCGCAUCUACUCGCCAAACGUCCCUGAUCUCUCCCUGAUAGACCUGCCCGGCUACAUCCAGGUCGUUGGCCGAGACCAGCCCCCGCAGCUGAAGGAAAAGAUCUCGCAGCUUUGCGAGAAAUACAUCAAGGCACCCAACGUCAUCCUCGCCAUCUCCGCCGCCGACGUGGAUCUGGCCAACAGCACCGCGCUGCGAGCGUCCCGACGCAUGGACCCUCGAGGCGAGAGGACUAUUGGUGUCAUUACAAAGAUGGACCUUGUGGAUGCCGAACGCGGUGCCAGCCUUCUCAGCGACCAGAAGUAUGCUCUGCGCUUGGGAUACGUCGGUGUAGUGUGCCGGGUACCGCCCGGUGCUGGUGGUUCGAAGCUCUUCAGCCGUGGCAACGGCAACAUCACCAAUGCGAUCACAAAGAACGAAAAAGCCUACUUCUCGUCGCAUCCCGAGUUCUCAGAAGGAUCGGAGCUCGCUGUCGGAACCCAGAACCUCAAGAAGAAGCUCAUGCAUGUGCUCGAGCAGACAAUGGCCGGCAGCCUCAAGACAACGAGCGAGGCUAUCCAAAGGGAGCUCGAAGACGCCCGAUACGAAUACAAGGUCCAAUACAACGAGCGACCUAUCAGCGCAGAGUCAUACCUUGCGGAAUCGUUAGAUGGUUUCAAGCACUCCUUCCGUGGCUUCACCGAGCAGUUCGGUCGCCAACAAGUUCGUGACUUGCUCAAGCACGAGCUCGACCAACAGGUACUCAACCUGCUUGCACAGCGCUACUGGAACAGACCUUUCGACGACCUCAGCGUUCCCUUCCCUGAGACCGACCCUCUUACGAACCUUGCCAAAGCUGAUAUCGAUGGCGAAGAUCAAAUAUGGCAGAUCAAGCUCGAUAGCUCCAGUGCUGCACUUACAAAAUUGGGUGUCGGACGUCUAGCCACCAACGUUGUCGCAAGUGCGCUCCAAGCACACAUCGACCGCCUCAUCACAAACUCUCGCUUCGCCGCCCACCCCUUCGCCCGACAAGCCAUUACCGACGCUUCCACUUCCAUCCUCAAAGACCUUUCCUACGACAUCUCCGACGAGUUGGAGAUCUGCAUCAAGCCCUACAAAUACCGCAUCGAAGUCGAGGACAACGAAUGGGCAAAAGGCCGGGAAAAUGUCACGGCUGUGCUCAAGGACGAGCUGAAGGUCGUUGAGGCUGCCGUAAAGCAGCUUGAAGAACAAGUUGGUGGCCGCAAGCGAGUCAGGGACGUGAUGUCAUUCAUUGACCGCGUACGAAGCGGACAAGUUGUUCUUGAAGGUGACGGAGUUGGUGGUGCUGGCGGGUUCAGCUCUGCCCUCCUUGCUAAGGGCCGAGAAGCAGUCUUCCUCCGCGACCGUAUCGACGUUCUCAAACUACGCCUCCUCGCCAUCAAGAGCAAGCAAUGCGCCAGCAAGAAGAACAAAUACCACUGCCCAGAAGUUUUUCUCGACGCUGUAGCAGACAAGCUUACAACGACUGCCGAUCUCUUCCUUGACGCUGAGCUGCUAAGCAAGUUCUACUACAUCUUCCCACGUGAACUCGACGCCCGUCUAGGCCGCGGCCUCUCCCAAGAAGAAAUCGACCGCUUUGCCAAAGAAGACCCCAAGAUCAAACGCCACCUCGAUGUCGUGCGUCGCAAGGACCUCCUCGAACACGUACUCAAGGAGAUGGAGGGUCUGCGCCAACUCGAGCAAAGAGAGAAGCGCAUGAUGGGCCGCCGAGAUGAUAGGGAUGACCGGAGGAAGAAGGGCUGGAGUAUGUUCUAG
This is a messenger RNA of Alternaria novae-zelandiae, 2790 nucleotides long. RefSeq lists its product as uncharacterized. Gene Ontology annotation, molecular function: GTP binding; microtubule binding; GTPase activity. The record is from RefSeq and is a predicted model, not a curated record. The coding region runs from base 1 to 2790 and encodes 929 amino acids. NCBI's taxonomy places the organism in Eukaryota, Fungi, Ascomycota, Dothideomycetes, Pleosporales, Pleosporaceae. The transcript is spliced from 4 exons. Gene Ontology annotation, cellular component: cytoplasm; membrane; microtubule.